AUGAGUUGUUUCGAGAAUAUGACUAUGCCUAGUUGCGUGUGGUUUGAAAGCGGAGAGAAGCGCAAUAUCGUGGCAUCUAUAAUAUCAGGACUUUUGUUCUUUACAGGAUGGUGGUUUAUCAUAGAUGCUGCGACAGUGUACCCUGGGAACCUGCCUAAUGCAUCUCAUGUGUGUGGUGUUAUGGCUACCCUGUCACUCAUCAUGGUCAACUCCGUGUCAAAUGCACAGGUGCGCGGUGAGACAUACACAGGAGGUUGCAUGGGGCCCCGCGGUGCCCGUCUCUGGCUCUUUCUUGGCUUUGUCGUCGGCUUCGCGUCCCUCAUUGCUGCCUGCUGGAUACUGUUUGCGAACUAUGUUAAUGCUGGAAGCACCAAGUCAGCAUGGCCCGGUGUGAGCCUGUUCAUGCAGAACGCCUUCAUUUUUGCCGGUUCACUUGUAUUUAAGUUCGGUCGCACUGAGGACUUGUGGGGAUAG
Molecule: messenger RNA, 474 nt
Organism: Spodoptera littoralis (African cotton leafworm)
Lineage: Eukaryota; Metazoa; Arthropoda; Insecta; Lepidoptera; Noctuidae
Source: the annotation of a GenBank genome assembly